Messenger RNA from Paralichthys olivaceus (Japanese flounder), 3679 nucleotides. Lineage: Eukaryota; Metazoa; Chordata; Actinopteri; Pleuronectiformes; Paralichthyidae. The record is from RefSeq and is a predicted model, not a curated record.
GUGCGUUUCAACAUCGCCACCAAUCGAGAGACCAAAGAGGAGCGAGCAACCUUCGUGGAGAUUCUCCCUGACUCCUUUGAAGAGUCGACAGAACAACGUCGACAUGGCAUUGUGAUCGAGUUCUCUGCAGAUUCUGGACUGAUCAAGUGCAGUCAGAACCCACAGCUCUUCUUCCGCAUGGCUGAGGUGAUCGAGAAGAAGAAACUGGAGCUGAACGAAAAGGUUGAGUUCAGCGUUGUUCCGCAUGAGACGGCAGAGGGGGGGACUCAGGCCAUAAGGAUCAAACGUCAUACAGAGAGCGUUUUCCUCCCUGUUCGCAAACUUGGUGGUGUCGGAGCAAACAAAGGAAAAAUGACCAUAAAGCUGACAAAAGCUUCACAAGAGACUGAGAAGGAAAAACCAGAGACAGACAAGCUGAAGGCAGUGGUGAAAAGUCUUAGAGCGCAUGACAGUAAGACUGGUACUGGCAGACGGGAUUACAGCACCACUCGACGUCGAUAUGGCCGGAGCAGAAGUAGGAGCAGGAGUAAAAGCAGGAGCAAGAGUCCAGCUAGAGACCAUUUUGGACGCAUCAUCAAAAAGAGACGCAGCACCAGUCCUGACCGUAAAAGCAGCAGGUACAGACGAAGCGAAAGUCGUACAAAAAGCCGAAGCAAGAGCUCAAGCAGGAGCCGCAGCAGGAGUCACAGUAGGAGCAGGGAUAGGAGCAAGGACAGGGCCAUCAAGAAGAGAGGCAAAACCGGCAGAGAGCGUGAGGAAGGUAACAAGAGGAGGAGGGAACUGAGCCCUCCUCCCAGACGUGGAGUCAUGGAUGACGAGCUGGCAAGGAAGAAGCGGGAGCUCGAGGAGCUGAAUGAGAUGAUUGCCUACAAAAAGUCACUGGUGGACAUAGACCCCAGAGGAUUGGAGCCUGGACAGAGGACCUGCAUUGACUAUGACCAUGGCAGGAUAGCCAUGCCGCUCGCUGAAUACAAACCAGUCCGGUCGAUCUUGAAGAAAAGAACCGAUGGACCUGAGCACCACCAUCGUACUCCUCAACCCUAUGAUGAUCCGAAUUAUGAUCGAUCAUACAGUCCUUACCAAGAUCGGCGGUACAGUGAGCGCUACGGUGAUCUGUAUGCCAGCCGUUCCUACGCUGAUCGCCCUUACAGUGACCGUCCAUACAGCAACCAUCCAUACGAUGACCGCCCUUAUGAAAGUCGACUCUAUGGUGAACCUCCUUGUGGUCCCCCUGCAUCUGCCAGCCACCGUUACACUGAUCGCUAUGAUGUAUAUGAUGAACCCUACGAUGAUCGCUACCAUGACUCAGCACGUGACCAACCGUACAAUGAUCCGUAUCGACCUGUAAACCGGAGCCAGUCUCCAGGACACCAUGAUCCAUCACAGUCUACACUGUCACCUGCCUCCACCCAACCCUCCCUUACUCAUUCUUCAUUUUCCCAACCUCCGUUCAGACCUCCUUCUCCCACAGAACCACCUCCUAGAAGCCCAUCACCCAAUCUGAAGAACACCACGCCACCGCCAGCUGAGAAACCACCCCUGGACCGUUUCCUUGACAUGCUCAAUAAAAAGGUGGGCACUGAAAAGAAAUCAGAACUGGUUCAUGUUAAUGAUGACUUACUGCCUCAUGAGCGGGCGCUUCAAGAUGGUGGGGGGUUCUCUCGGAUUGUGGGAUUGGUGCAAGGUCAACCCAUCAGCCGUGGAGUUCCAGAAGGGCAAAAGAAACAACCAAGUCCUAAACAGGCAACACUAGAGAGAUCAAGUGAGGAACUUAAGAGCAAGACAGAACCCUACGACAAGAUCCAGAGUCUACUCCGUACAAUUGGUCUAAAGUUGAGUUCAGGAGACAUGUCCAAGCUAGCAAGCCGAGCUCAGGAGAAAAUCUAUGGCUCGAGGUCCUCAUCCACAGAAAGAGAGGACUCAAGAGAACAACUGCAAACACGUAGAUUAAGUUCAGUUGAAUCAGAUCACAUCCACACACCCUCUCCUGUCAGAUCCUCCAGUUUGGAGCCACUCAGCAGAGAUAAAGCUGUCUCAGAGUAUGAAGAAUUCCUGGACCAGCAGGAGCUGGAGGCGCUUAAGAAGGCGCAACAGCUGCAGAGUCUUACCAAGACAAUGGGGAGUACCCCCUCAACCACUUCUCCCAAACCACCUCCUGGACCCCCGCCUGCUCAAUACCGCCCACCUGCACCUAUAAACUGGCCACUCGGAGUCACCACGCACGUUCCUCAAGAACAGAGCUGCACAACCGCCAACACAGGUACUCCAACAGCUGGUCAACCACCCCAUAGAUUUGGAUUUCCUCCAGGACCUCCACCCGGUCCUCCUCCUGGACAUUCUUCACAGCGUUCUGGACAACCUCCUCCCGGACCCCCUCCUGGACCUCCUCCACGACGCCCCUCUGGACAGCCUCCUUUUGCUCCACCAUCCAAUCAUAAAGUAUUUUCUUUUAUUGGCCACCCUUCUACAGCCAAUGACUCCAGUCCUCCACAGACUUUAACCACUGCCACAGUAACACAGACACCUCUAUCAUCAUGUCCUGCUAGUGAUGACCAAUCAGCCAUCUCUACAACAGUAGCCAGGUGUCUGAAGGUCAUAGAGACAGUUAAGUCUCUGGCUGUGCAGACUUCAUCUAAACCAGUGAAAUCAGUGCAGUUCAGUUUACCCACAGAGUCUCCAUCAGCCUCCAGUCCUCACACCACAGCAGACACAGAGGAGGACAUCAGGGCAAAGCAGAGAGAGAAGCUGGAUUUGUACAACCAGAGGAUUUUGGAGAAAAGGGAGCAGAGGUUCCAGGAGAUGUUAGCCUGCAGAAAACAAGGAGAGAGGAACAAGGACGGCACGGUGGUCUCUCCAGGCAAGCCGAUGAACAGUGAGCCCAAGAAUGUCUGGAUUUGUGGCCAUUCACUGGUGUACUGGGCUGAGUCACGAGCCAAGUCUCCGGAGGUAGGUAUGCAGCUGGGCAUGGACCUCAGCAAGGUGGCUAUCUGGUGGAAGGGCACCCAGGGCAUGACAUGGUCCCAGCUCUUGCCCCAGCUCCACCAGCUGAAGGUCACCUGGCCCAACCCAGACGUCCUCAUCAUGCAUCUGGGGGGCAAUGACCUGAGUACUGACAGCCCCACCGACCUGCUGGCCGCUGUCAAGAAGGACCUGACCUCCAUGAGGAGCAUCUUCCCACAGUGCAUCCUCGUGUGGUCAAACAUCCUCCCUCGGAGGGUGUGGCGCCACUCGGCCGACAGCCACGAAGUCGAUCUGGUCCGAACCACAGUGAAUCGCAGGAUCCAGAACAUAAUUUCGGAGCUCGGUGGCACUUCACUCACCCAUGAUAACAUCCGGUGCGGCACAAACACAGGCCUGUACCGGGCUGAAGGCAUCCACCUGUCCCCCAAAGGCAUCGACGUUUUCAAUCUGAACCUUCAAGAUUUUCUGGAGAAGUGGGAGGUGGAGGUGAACAAGACCUCUGAGAACAGUUAAGACUUCAAUUAUUUUCUUGUUUUUAUGUUGUCUCUUUUAUUUCUAAUGAUAGAUAGAUGGAUUGAUUCAAAUAACAACAAAAGUUGUUCACGUUCUUAAGUCUUCAUCUCAAAAUCAUUCAGUCAAGUUUUAGCUUUAGCUUAUCACGUAGGAACUGUUGAUCCCUGUUUGUCUGACUUGAAACAAUAAACUCAACAUCAGCUGA